Papilio machaon (common yellow swallowtail) is the source of this 4360-nucleotide messenger RNA. It is a transcript of the gene Asator, whose product is annotated as tau-tubulin kinase 1. The transcript has 30 exons. Bases 407 to 3934 code for a protein of 1175 amino acids. Gene Ontology annotation, biological process: signal transduction; peptidyl-serine phosphorylation. Gene Ontology annotation, cellular component: cytoplasm; nucleus. Gene Ontology annotation, molecular function: protein serine/threonine kinase activity; ATP binding. NCBI's taxonomy places the organism in Eukaryota, Metazoa, Arthropoda, Insecta, Lepidoptera, Papilionidae. The record is from RefSeq and is a predicted model, not a curated record.
AAAACAGUUUUAUUCAGAUGCGAGUUGGUCGGAGAGCGCGCCGGUCGCGGCCCCACUAGCCGACAAUCUUUAAAAAUAGCCCGCGAGUGAUCUUCUAAGGAACCAUUUAGGCGGGAAAUUUAAAGUGACAUUAACUGUUAUACGACUUUUAAAAAUAAUCCUUAACUGUGUGGUUACUCAGUGUGUGGAAUAUGAUUUUAAAUGGGUGGAACAAACGAAUCAACCAUCGAGUUUAUUGAAUUUUAACGAUACAUGAUAGGCUAUAUAUUCACAAUAUUAGUCUUAAACUUUACCGCGGUUACCAACUAAAAAAAAAUAUCAUGGAAAAACAAUGACAUUUAAAAAAGCGCGCCAAAAUAGUAUAAAAAUUACGACAGUGACUUAUGUGCAAUUUGAGGCAGUUUAAAUGAAAAUAGUGGAUAAAUCAAGUUCGUCUUUAUUGAGACUGGGUGCGGAAAAAGACGGGAAGAUGUCGCUGGUAGCUCCCAGACGGGUCCAACUCGAUUGGGCGCCCAGCAUUCCAUGGGAGCAGGAGCCGGCCUGCGAGAGGGAGCCAUCUUUCAAGCAGUUGGCCCCACACGCCUCACAUAGAUCAGAAUCAUCGUCAUCAUCAGCGGACACUGAGUCCCAGGGCUCGGGCCCCGCCGCCCAGCAGCAACAGCAGCCCCGUGCGCGCCGCCAUGAGCCACAGAGGGAAGAGCGGCGCGAGGAAGCCGCUAGCACUCCUAGAGUGCAACCUAAUCCUUUAUUGAGGUCGCGUACCCUUCCCAACUUCGGCGGCAAUCGUUCCCGCGAGGCGUCCCGCUGCGAUACUUCGCGGCGAGCGCACCACAUCACCAUGGCCUCCGAGGAUCUUCUGCAGCCGGGUCACGUCGUCAAGGAAAGAUGGAAGGUUGUAAAAAAGAUAGGCGGUGGUGGAUUCGGAGAGAUCUACGAGGGUCUGGAUCUGGUGACGCAAGAACAGGUGGCGCUCAAGGUGGAGUCAGCCAGACAACCAAAACAAGUACUCAAGAUGGAAGUGGCCGUUUUGAAAAAACUACAAGGUAAGGAGCACGUGUGUCGUUUCAUCGGAUGCGGUCGUAACGCGCGGUUCAACUACGUGGUGAUGCAGCUGCAGGGCAGGAACCUGGCAGAGUUGCGACGAGCUCAGCCGCGUGGCGCUUUUUCACUAUCUACUACAUUACGAUUGGGUCUACAAAUAUUAAAAGCAAUAGAUUCAAUACAUUCUGUUGGCUUUCUACAUAGAGAUAUUAAACCUAGUAACUUUAGCAUCGGUCGUCACCCGUCCAACUGUCGGCGGGUGUACAUGCUAGACUUUGGCCUCGCGCGACAGUACACCACCAGCAAUGGUCAAGUGCGCCCGCCUCGCGCCGCUGCAGGAUUCAGAGGUACGGUGCGUUACGCGUCAAUAAACGCGCACAAGAACAAGGAGAUGGGUCGUCACGAUGAUCUCUGGUCACUCUUCUACAUGCUGGUGGAGUUCGUCAAUGGACAGCUGCCUUGGAGGAAGAUCAAAGAUAAGGAACAGGUUGGCCUGAUGAAAGAGAAGUACGACUACCGUCUCCUCCUCAAGCAUUUACCAUCAGAACUACGUCAGUUCCUGGAGCACGUGCAGCAGCUGGAGUACGCGGACACACCUGACUAUACCAUGCUGACCUCACUGCUGGAGCGAUGCUGCAAGAGACGCGGCAUACGGGACUCGGAUCCUUACGAUUGGGAGAAGGAUGCUGUAGCAGCGGCAGCGGGAUCCCGCGCACGCGCAGCAUUAGCACCCACCGAGCCCGCCGCCACGGAGCCAGACCACGCGCCCGACAGACAGGCGCGUCGACGUUUGGAAACAGAAGGCACAGCUGCGGUGGCGACAGACACGCACACGCAUGCGCACAAGGAGAAGCGCACCACACCCGCCAGCCCGAGACAUGCUCACGCGCACCCCCACAGCCCUGCCACACAUCAUGUCAACGGAUAUUCUGCUACGGAUAAGGCGACCCCGGAAAAGGAAGCGGAAGCCAGAACUACACCUGCGCCUUCUCCAGACCGACAUGUUAAUAAGCAGGAAAGCGGUGCAACAAGCGCAGCUGGUGGUGGGGGCGGCAGUGUGGGCAGCGGAGGUAGUGCAGCAACGCGGCCCGAACGUCAGAGUGUACCACCCUGCAGACCCAGACCGCCACCACUCGCUGGUGGACCGACGUUGGCCAGACUCCGGGUGGUCACAGCUCCGCCCACUUGUGUACAAGAUCUGGCCCACGCACCCUCACCUUCACUGCAAGGAGAGUCAGUCAGUCCUCGGAUCAUAGCUGAUGUCGACAGCAUGCAUUCCGAUACUCACUUCAAAAGAGGUGGUCGGAGAACUGCUAGAGCGCGCGCUGAUCAGAGUUACACGCAGUUCGCAGUUAUGGAUGAUGACAAUGUCUCCGCAUUGCAACAGAUGACAAAGGGAGGUGCACUGACGCUGGUGUCGUUGUGGAAGUCGCAGUUCGACGAUUCUGAGGAGACAACCGACAACGAGUGGAAGCAGGAGCAGCUCCAGGUAUAUAAACACUCGCCAGAACAUCGAGGAGGCGGUGGUCGUGCGACCAGCGCUGUGUCCAGUUGUUCCAACGCUGCGCGUACGCAGCUGCCGGCCACGCACACGCAGCACACGCAGCCCUCACAACCGUCACAACCAACCCCACCCACACAGCAGCCGGCCCCGCCCUCACCCAACAAACCGCCCACCAACCAGAAUCAGGUAGAAGUAGUGGAGAAAGUUGAAAAGGUUGAGAAGAUAGAGAAGCCGAAGAAUGAUGCGAAUGUACGUUGCUGUUUGCACAGCGCCGGUAUUGACGCCUUCCCACACUUGCGGCCAACACUGCCGCGUAGUUGGACCUUGCCUGCUAUAGGUUCCCGCGUGAGAUCGCUUCGUCCACCUCUACUCCAGCAAGCAUCAUUUGACGGCGGUGCUGCUGGUGCUCUGCGGUACCGGCUGGAUGUGAUGCGCGGAGUGGCGGCUCGCAGCGACGGGCCCUCACCUGAACCAUCCCCGCCUAGGGCUGCAAGUUUACCUGACGUGUCUCGAUCUGGCAGCGGAUCAGCGGCAUCGGAGCGCGGAUCUGCUGCACGUGCGCGUCCUACCGAGCGCACCGUAUCCAGCCGACUUGAGAUACGCGUGCGCGCUACACCAGAACCGCACGGCUCACCAGCACACACUGGCACACAAGUACGGAUCCACUCUGUGGUGACAGGCGGUGAGCCGGUGAGACUGAACCAUGAAGAGGCGUCCGUCUACUACGAUGCUACUGAACAUCAGCGGGAUAAGAGAUCUUCAACACGUAGCGUAGAGAAGAGCCAAAGCCCAGCGGCCAUGGAGAGGACACGAUUAGAUGCGAUACAAGACAGAAGCAGUUCAGUGACACGACGUGAAGCAAACGCAGCUGGUGACAGUUCGCACAGCCUUAGAGAUCGUUCUACGUCUCGUAUCCCCGUGGCGACUGGUGGGAGUGGUGGUGUUGGUGUGGGGGGUGCUGCAGGGGGUGCGGGGGGUGCGUGCGGUGGGUGCGGCGAGGCGCGCGGUGGGCGGCUGGCUAAAUGCGCCUCCUGGAGCGGUGACGGACCGCUUUCGCCCGCACCGGACCCCAACGACCUCACACCUGCUCUACGCAGACGUCGGCAGAACGCGAACGACAAGUACGCGGUUGACCCCGCCCGGGAACUGAACCUGAGAUUUGCGCGUCCUCGUCACAGACAACCGCCACAACCGCACACCAGUAGGAGCGGUGCUCGAGGUGUGCCGGCGUUGCUGCUGGCGUCUCCGCCGGCAUCAGGCUCUGCAGCUUCGGGUGCUUCGGGCUCCUCCUCCUCGGGCUCCCCGCCGCCAGCGCCGCCGCCCGCCACCGCACCUCCACACAACGCGGCUCGAGCUCGCCGUUUCAGACCACUCUCUAUCGCUCCAUAGGAGACGGCCACCGGCUGUGACGUCACAGUUGAGAAUCCAUUCUGAGAUAGCAGAGUCAUUACAAGUACGCAAAGUGUAUUGGAAUACUUUAAAUAAUGUUAUAUUUAUGAAAAUCAAACGAUUACGUCGCAAUGAGUAUGAGAGAAAAACUUAAUGUUUUAUUCAAUUUCACGUUUAUAGUGUGACAAACUUAAUUGGCCCGGUGAGAGAUCUACUUUGGCUUAGAAAAGAAAGAUACAGAUCGUAGACAAGAAUGAACGUAGGGGCGGUAGUGAACUGGUCUAAUUACGGCUCAGUUAUGUCCACCGGGUCACAUAAGUUAGUCGAACUAUACUCAAAUGUAUCUACAGUCUAAGAAAUCAUAUCCCAAACACUUGAUGCCACACGCCAAAUGUCAAUUGUCUUGAAAAAAAUGAUAAAAAAUAU